Hevea brasiliensis (rubber tree) is the source of this 1940-nucleotide messenger RNA. Its product is annotated as F-box/FBD/LRR-repeat protein At1g13570. Lineage: Eukaryota; Viridiplantae; Streptophyta; Magnoliopsida; Malpighiales; Euphorbiaceae. Gene Ontology annotation, molecular function: protein binding. Bases 492 to 1781 code for a protein of 429 amino acids. The transcript has 5 exons. The record is from RefSeq and is a predicted model, not a curated record.
UUCUUCGGGUCAGGUCUCUUCCAUAGCUUAGGUUUUUAGCAGUUUAAAUUCUGGCCUAGUGUUUUUGGGCUAUGGGUUAGUUUGGGACUUCUCUUUGUAUGGGCCUCUAUUUGUUUGUCCUCAUUUCAUAGUGCUUAAUAUUUCUGAAUCUAACUUACCUUUCCGGGAAAAAGAAACUAUUUAAAAUGGAUUUGUUUUUUUUCACAAUUGUUCAGUGCGGUUUAGGAUAGUUGGCUUUCGCCCACCCGACCCGGGUUUAAGAACGGGUAAUGGAAUUUAAUCAUUUCCUUUUUCCAAAAUUCAAUUUUAUUUUCUCCCAAGGCACAAUUCGGUGAUUGUAGCUUGUAUGCAAUUUCGCAUUAUCUGCUAUCAAUUUUGGCUCUUUCCAUCUUCGAUUGAUGUUUGCGUUUUCUCGCUUCUUCCUUUUCAGCUCUUGAUGGUUCGGCAAUCUUUGUGGGAAAAUUGAACCCCGAUGCAAGUAGAAGUGAAGAAUGAAUAUGAGGCAUAGAGAACCACCAAAAUUCCCUUGCAUAGAGACAGAGCUAGACAGAAUCAGCAGCUUACCAGGUCAUAUUUUGGACCAAAUUUUAUCGCAGCUGUCAAUUAGAGAUGCAGUGAGAACAAGUGCUUUGUCAAGGAAAUGGAGGUAUAAAUGGGCUAAAAUUCCCCAUCUUGUGUUUGAUAAUAAUUGUGUCCCAAAUCCAUCUCAAGAUCAAACUCUCAUAAAAAACAAGCUUGUCAACAUUGUUGAUCAUGUUCUCUUACUUCAUACUGGCCCAAUACACAAGUUCAAACUUUCUCACCGAGAUCUUCUAGGUGUUAGUGAUAUUGAUCGAUGGAUUCUUCAUUUAUCAAGAAGCUCUAUUAAAGAAUUCAUACUUGAAAUAUGGAAGGGACAGCGCUACAAAGUACCAUCUUCUUUAUUCUCAUUUGAACAUCUGAUACAUUUGGAGCUAUUCAAUUGUUUGCUAAAACCUCCUUUAUCAUUCAAAGGGUUCCGGAAUUUGAAGAGCCUUGACCUUCAGCACAUUACCCUGACUCAGCAAGUGUUUGAAAAUCUAAUUCUUAGCUGCCCUCUGCUUGAGAGGUUGACAUUGAUGAACUUUGAUGGUUUCACUCACCUUAACAUCAAUGCUCCAAACCUUCAAUUUUUUGACAUUGGAGGGGUUUAUGACGAUGUCAGUUUUGAGAAUACCUUUCAGUUAACUCUCAUCUCAAUUGGCUUGUAUGUAAAUGUAAAAAAUGACCGAAAUGUGGUUCAUGGGAACUCUAGUAAAUUGCUCAGGUUCUUUGCUAAUCUACCUCAUAUUCGAAGGCUCGAGGUUCAGAGUUUCUUUUUGAAGUAUUUGUCUGUUGGCAACAUUCCUAGCAGAUUGCCAAGACCGUGCAUUGAUCUGAAUUACCUUUCUAUGCGCAUAAAUUUCAAUGAUAUGGAGGAAAAUUCAGCUGCCUUGUGUCUUUUAAGAAGUUCUCCUAACGUGCAAGAACUGGAGAUGCUGGCACGCCCAGAGGAACAAACUUCUAUGGGAACAAUAUCUAACUUUUGGGAGGAUGACCAUUGGGACAGUCUCUUUGGCCAACUACGACUUGUGAAAAUUGUUGGCAUUUCUGGUGUCAAAUCUGAACUUGAUUUCAUUAACUUUCUGCUCUCAAACUCACCUGUUCUUGAGAGAAUGACUGUUAAGCCAGCUUCCAAUGAUGGAGGAUGGGAGUUGCUAAAAGAAUUGCUGCGAUUCCGUCGGGCUUCAGUGAGAGCAGAAAUCAUUUAUCUUGACCCGUAACUAUGAUCUGUUUGCCUUGGCAACCAUUGAAAAAUGCUUAACAUGUAAAAAGUAAUCAAACUUCUUGUGUAUAUGCAUAUGUUGCUUCAGAAAAUUUGCCAUCUGUAGUUGAUCAUGUGGAAACAUGAGAUUAAAAAAAUGGUCUUUUAUAAUGAACAA